Mercenaria mercenaria is the source of this 2622-nucleotide messenger RNA. RefSeq lists its product as uncharacterized. The record is from RefSeq and is a predicted model, not a curated record. The transcript is spliced from 2 exons. Bases 243 to 2324 code for a protein of 693 amino acids. NCBI's taxonomy places the organism in Eukaryota, Metazoa, Mollusca, Bivalvia, Venerida, Veneridae.
AAAACGUUUCGCUUAAGUAUAUGUUAUGCAGAAAUUUAUUUAGAUCGAUGAUUCAUUGAUAGUCAAAACUGACACUUAACAUCAUGGAUUUUAAAUAUCUAUACAGAGUCUAUAUGUAACAUGUUUUUUUUAAAUUAAAUUGACAUCUACGCAUUGGUGUUAAACUAUACUCAGUAUUCUACGUAUAUAUAUCUACUUUGCAUAGGAGGAAAAACCGGAAGUGGAUUUCACAACAAGUAGUCAUGGACAGUGAUGUAGAGUUCAGUUUCGCAGAAUGGGAUGAUCUGUCGGAAACUCCGCUGAUGCACCUAUCGUAUUUUAUGCAGACACUACUACCCAUUCGUUUGAUAGGGUGGAAGAACGUGAAACGUCAUUAUGAAAGCAUUAUCUCCAGCAAUCCGUCAUCCUCGGAGGAUACCUACAUUGUAACUGGAAGCAAUGCUGAAGGCUAUGCUCUACCAUAUUCUUUGAUAAGAACUACACCGCCCAUUAUUGAAAAACCAUCUGAUGUCGAUAUGCUCUGGGUACCUGGUAGUAUCAAAAUAUCUACUACGAAGCUCCCUGAGCCGAACGAUACAGCAUUCAAAGGGUAUCUUGAAUAUGAUGGCACUCAAACAGGUUAUGCCCGGGUAUGUUUGCCAACAGUAAAGCAGAAAGACGAGUCAUUUAUAUUCGAUGAAGAAGAGGACAAGUACUACUUGAGUAGCACAAUUAUGAUGGGAAAGGUACAGUCAAUAAUACCUUUGUUUGCUUUACCGGAAAGCGAAAAGGCAUGGGUUCAAGGUCCUGCAUUUACUAUAGAGGACAGCCAAGAUGUAACACGAGAAAGAAUGUAUGAUCCAAAUAUUGGGGCUUCGAGGGAUUUCGUCUUCGCAUUAGCAUGCUCGCCUUGGCCUGAUAUAGCCUCAAGCUGGAAAUGCAGAGCUAGUAAAUCUAAGUGGUUAGAGCCUCAGUUGGUAGAUUCCAUAAUUGAAGAUGGAUGUCAUGUCGUUGCAGUACCUUCGAAGAAAACGUUGACGCCUGAACGUGAAUGGAGAAUAUCGUUUUCUGCUUCUGAAGGAAGGUUAGCACGAGAAGCAGUUACUGACCAUCAAAGACAGUGUUACAUAUACCUGAAAAUACUGCGGAAACAGGUAAUGGGAAAUGAGCCAGUAUUGUCGUCAUAUGUAUUCAAGUCUGUCUUUCUCUAUUGUUGUGAAAAAUUACCCGUGGAAUACUGGAGGGAUUAUCCCGGCAACUGCGUACUCUACAUGCUAGAUGUUCUGUUGGAAUGUCUAGGUAGAAAACACGUGCCUACUUUCUUUUUGCCAGAAAACAAUCUAAUUGGUCAUCUUAGUGAAUCGGAGAUAGAUGUAGCCAUAGGUACAGUUGUUACCCUUAGAUGUGAUCCUAUUACACCGAUAUUAGAUUACACAGAUUCCAGAGUCAUAGGAUAUCAAAGUGUCAUUGCCACUUUUAGAGAGGUGAUGAAACCUUUGUUGGAUGAUAUGAAAUUGUUCAAACAGCACAGAGACAAAAACAUCUCAAUCAUGAACGGAAUAAUCGCGACUGGCUACAAUAUUUGUCAUUAUCUUCUCCACGAACAACCUAGUCAAGAAGAAGCUAGGAUCGCGAAACAUCAAGAGGCGAUCAUGUGUCUUAUUGAUAUAUACACGCUAUGGCUCAAUCCUAUGGGACUGAAUGCAACAUUAAUGCAGUUCAUUAACUCUGCUGGUUUGGCAAUCAAGGACCUUGAAAUAACCUGUCGAUUCUUUGAGGCAGUUAUCAGUCUGUCAGCAGAGUAUCCCGAAUUCUCGUCUGUGCGCGGUAACCUUGCUUGUAUGUAUCAUUCAUCAGCUUAUUCCUACCCUGACGGUUCUGAUCAGAGGACUGAGUAUUUAAGCAAAGCUGGGAAACUGUUCAAGCAGGUGUAUGAGGAGACCAAGUGUAGCGCCAUCGAUUAUGUUACUUAUCUUGUCAAGCAGAAAAGAUAUGAGGCUGCCAUACAUGUUCUUGAAGAAUUUACAGGAAACUUAGACCAACACACAUCGACUGGAAUUGCGUAUAGUGGAAAAGAACAAGAAACGCUUGACGAACCUUUGAGAAAUCAUGUGCAAGUCAACGGGAAAAUAGAAGCAGAUGACGUUUCAUUUGCUUAUUUUUAUAUUGUUAAAUGUCACGGAGUCCUUACAAAGUGUGACCGACAUUCGUCAAACGUCGAAAUAGCACUCCAGAAAUUUGAAAAACAUUGCGAGAAAGUGAAAACAGGCCAGGCUCUGGUCUUACUUGAAUAUGCAAAAUCUCUGUCAGAGGCUGAAGUAAAGCCACCUGAAGAAUCAAAUUAGACAUCGCUUUAUUGAAAUGUUACUGUACACAUACGUUUAACAAUGGACAUUAUGUACCCUUAGAUAUUUUCAAUUUCACUGACUUAAAUGAUUCCAGUUAUACUCGUAUGUUUAGUUCAGCUGUGAACAAUAUAAGGCGUGCAAGGAAACAGUUAUCAUAUAAUAUUUUUCAAGAACUGGAAUGGUAAAGAAAUUUAGAGCACAAAUGUCUGAAGCCUAGACAAAUGCUUUUCAAGUUUUAUUACCUACGUUCAUAUAUUCAUUCUUAUAUCAAAAGAAAUAAAAUCCAGUUCUAGUA